AUGUCGUCUGAACCGUUGUAUCCCGCUUAUCUUCCCACCCGCUCGGAUGGCUACAAUGCGCCGGUAGCUGUGCCGCUUUUUGAAGCGGAAGAGCCAGGGCUUCGGGCUGAUCCCGCCAAAGCGAAUCUGCUAAAGGGCGCUACGACGGCUGAUAUUACCCCACGUAUUGGCACUGAAGUCCGGGGUGUGCAGAUUAGUGCGUUGGGGAGGGAGGGGCUUGAUGAGUUGGCUUUGCUGGCUGCUGAACGAGGUGUUGUGGUUUUUAGGGACCAGGACUUUGCGGAUGUUGGGUUUGAUAGACAAAGAGAGAUUGUUAAGCAUUAUGGACCGCUUCAUCAGCAUCCUACGAUGGGGUAUCCGAAAGGUACUGGGCCAGAGUUCCAUGUUGUCUACGCCGAUGAGAAGAGCGGCAACUUGAGAAAACUCCUAGGUCCUCGAACGACAUACGAUCUCUGGCACAUCGACCAAACAUUUACACCAAAUGUACCGUCCACGACCUUCUUCUGGGUCCUCGAGAUCCCCGAAUCAGGCGGCGGCGACACUGCUUUCACCUCACUUACAGCAGCCUAUGAAGCUCUCUCACCUGCAUUUAGAGAAACUCUUCACGGUCUCAAACUUCAUCACACAUCAGCCUCCGAGGGUGAAGUACGACGAGUUGGCCAAGAGCGUGCUCUGGCGGAAGCGAUCAACGCGACGCAUCCACUCGUCAUCAAGCAUCCUGUCACUGGCAAACCAGCAUUAUUUGUCAACCCCACCAUUGCUCGCCAGGUUGAAGGCUUUCUACCGGAAGAGUCUGACCAUUUGCUGUCGUUUUUGAAGAAUCACAUUCGAAGCAUGGACUUUAGUUGCAGAGUAAAGUGGGAGAAAGGUACGGUCGUGGUUUGGGACCAAAGGGGAACGGCACAUUCUGCUGUACCUGAUUUCCGAGAUAAUGAGCGGAGACAUAUGGUUAGGAUUAUUCCUUACGGCUCAAAACCGGAGCCCGCUUUCAAGUGAUCUGACUUUAACAUCAUCGAGUAAAACUAGAAUGGCAUGGGAAAGACAGUUCAAAUUCAAUUGCAG
Molecule: messenger RNA, 1062 nt
Organism: Fusarium verticillioides 7600
Lineage: Eukaryota; Fungi; Ascomycota; Sordariomycetes; Hypocreales; Nectriaceae
Exons: 3
Coding region: 1-996 (331 amino acids)
Cellular component (GO): cytoplasm
Molecular function (GO): 2-oxoglutarate-dependent dioxygenase activity
Source: RefSeq, a predicted model, not a curated record